This is a messenger RNA of Rhipicephalus sanguineus (brown dog tick), 1066 nucleotides long. Its product is annotated as speckle-type POZ protein B. NCBI's taxonomy places the organism in Eukaryota, Metazoa, Arthropoda, Arachnida, Ixodida, Ixodidae. The record is from RefSeq and is a predicted model, not a curated record. Gene Ontology annotation, molecular function: ubiquitin protein ligase binding. Gene Ontology annotation, cellular component: cytoplasm. The transcript has a single exon. The coding region runs from base 15 to 1055 and encodes 346 amino acids. Gene Ontology annotation, biological process: proteasome-mediated ubiquitin-dependent protein catabolic process; regulation of proteolysis.
GAGAAUGGUCUGGUAUGACUAACCAGAAAUUUGUCAAGUUAGCGUACCUGUGGACGAUCUCGAAUUUCAGUUUGUGCCAGCAGCGUACCGGUCAAGCUUUGCUCAGUUCAGCCUUUUCCGGCGGCAAUAACGAGCCUGUGACGUGGCGCGUCAAGCUGUUCCCGAGGGGGUCAGACGAAUAUUACGAGCAGUUCGUGUCCGUCUUUCUCGUCUCGUGCAACACGAGGUGCGUCUCCGCUAGGGUGCGGUUCUCAAUCAUCGACGCCCAAGAACAGGUGGCCAUCCGAAAGUGCACGGAGACGCGCACCUUUAUGAGCAAGGGCGAUGGCUGGGGAUUCGGCAUUUUGGUAGCCAGGCUGGCACUGAAGCAGAAUAGCAGCAACCUCUUGCCCAAUGACAUGCUGACCUUGAAGUGCGAAGUGGUAGCCUUGGAGAGUAGCACCACUAGUGCGCCCAGAAGGAGCAGCGAAAUGGCGCUUCCCGCGCUUCCCGAGUGCCGGCUCUCCGACGACCUGGCAUGGCUCCUGGAAAGCGGCAGCAGCGCCGACGUUACGCUGACGGUCGGAAGCGAGACGUUCCAUGCUCACAAGAACAUCCUGGCUGCCCGGUCACCGGUGUUUCGGGACAUGUUCAAGCACACGACGACGGAGGAUGACAACGUGGUCAUCGCGGACGUCGAGCCUGACGUGUUCGCCAAUAUCCUGCAGUUCGUCUACACGGGUAGCGUACCGGAACCUAUCGAAAAGCCGGACUCUCUUCUGAGGGCCGCCGACAGGUAUCACCUGGAUCGACUCAAGGCGAUGUGCGAGCUUACUCUAAUUUCUCGCUUGAGUGCCGAGACGGCCUCUGACACGCUCAUCCUGUCCCACCAGCACGACGCCGAUACCUUGCGCAGUCGUACCCUAAACUUCGUGUACUCGCACAUCGAUGACGUGGCCGAAACGUCGGGCUGGUCGACCAUCUGCAAGAGCCACGUCGAGCUGCUGGAACAGCUUUUGAUGACAUUCAUCAACAUGCGCGGUGAGCCGCCGUCGAAGAGGAGUAGGACCUUGUGAGCGGUCAGAAU